Contarinia nasturtii (swede midge) is the source of this 1417-nucleotide messenger RNA. RefSeq lists its product as uncharacterized. The transcript has 8 exons. Lineage: Eukaryota; Metazoa; Arthropoda; Insecta; Diptera; Cecidomyiidae. Bases 99 to 1349 code for a protein of 416 amino acids. The record is from RefSeq and is a predicted model, not a curated record.
AUUGCCCCUUCUUGUAUACACACACUAAUUAACGUAUAAAUAUGAAUAGUUCGUAUUCACUUUGACACAGUCUAUUUUCAGUCACAUGCCUAUUCAAAAUGAGGUGUCUUGUGGUUCUAUUCAAUUUUGCAGUGGUAUUCAUUUUAAGCAUAACCGCCGAUGACGAUUUAUCGUGCCCGUUUAAUGCGAAAGGAACGCAUCCCAAGUGUAUUUGUAACAAUGAAAAUCCGUAUGAUGAAAUUAAUCGGAUAUGUGCAACUGUUUUAGACGCAGAAUUUUUACUAGCCAAGUGUCCAAAAGGCAGUGAAGGUACAUUUCCGGCAUGUAUUUGUGGAGAUGGAAAAGUAUAUGUACCCGACAGAGAUGAAUGCGUUGUUGUCGAUAAAUCUCAAUGUCCAACUGGAUCGAAAAAAGUGAAUAAUAAAUGUGUUUGUGAAACUAUAAACGAUUUCAAAUAUGAAUUUGACGAAAUUUUCUGGAUUUGUCGGCCGUGGUACAUACCAACGACACGGCCACCACCGACUCCAUGUCCAGCGCAUCAACAUCGUGUUCCAAAUGGUGAUAAGUGCGAAUGGGACCGUUGUCCAUCUGGAUAUAUAUCGAAAACCGGUUACUGGCCGGACUGCGAAACUUUACCAACAUGUCAACAAAAGGGUAUGAUCGGCGAAUAUCCAAAUUGUUAUGCUCGCGUUAUUGAACAUCAUUGCAGUGCACAUCAAACGGGCAAAUAUCCAGACUGUCAUUGGCUACCAUGUCCAGACGCGUACAUAACGAAAACAGGAUUUUGGCCUGAUUGUGCAGCUCCACCCAGCUGUUACGACCUUGGAAUGACAGGCGUUUAUCCCGAUUGUGUGAAACCACCACCGACAUGUCCGCAAUAUCAUCAUCGUAACUCAAAUGGAGAAUGUGUUCGCAUCCCAUGCCCACCGGGACAUGAAGGAGACUACCAACCAAACUGCAAAUUAGUUCCGAAAUGUCCUUCGAAUUUUCCAGGAAAAUGGCCAAAUUGUAACAUUUAUGCUACAACACCACGUGAUCAUGUAACAUCGAGAACAACAACUCCAAGAACAACAACUCCAAGAAAAACAACAACUCUAAGAACAACAACUCCACAGGCACGAACGACCACUACAAAGACAAGUACAACUAAUACCGUAAAAACAACGACUCCAAAGUCAACAACAACCACAAAAUCUACCACGACCACACGAUACACAACACCAAAACUUGGAAAAUGUUCAUGUGAUUGUUACAGUGAUGAAAUCGUUAUCUUCAAAGAUAAUGUCGUUCGCGACCCCUCAAGGAAAUAUAAACGUUACAUCAAUGAAAAAUCGUUCGAAAGAAACUAAUUUUUUAUAACGAACAAGAAGAUCUGUAUACCAGUUAACAUACAAUAAAAAUGCCAUAAAAACUUGUG